Messenger RNA from Drosophila kikkawai, 2171 nucleotides. RefSeq names its product TWiK family of potassium channels protein 18. Gene Ontology annotation, cellular component: plasma membrane. NCBI's taxonomy places the organism in Eukaryota, Metazoa, Arthropoda, Insecta, Diptera, Drosophilidae. Gene Ontology annotation, biological process: stabilization of membrane potential; potassium ion transmembrane transport. Gene Ontology annotation, molecular function: potassium ion leak channel activity; outward rectifier potassium channel activity. The record is from RefSeq and is a predicted model, not a curated record.
UAUCUAAAUGUUAAAAUGUUUUUCUAUAUAAUUAGACGCUUUUUAAUAAUAUUUCUUUGUUAUAUUUGAAUUCUAUAUAAAGUCAAGACUCCCCCCUGAGCUACAUUUAAAAUAACACAAAUAUGAAUGCUUUAUUUACAUUAUAACGACUGCUGAAACUAAUCAGAUAGUCUUAUGGGAUUCUGCAAUUCCCAAACUUAUCUGGGGCAUCCCUUUUCCUACGCCAUAUAACACAGUCUUUAUCUGUAACAUUCCAAAUCUGUUGUCCAUAUUGCACCUGUCCCAAGGUGAUGUCUUGAUUGCCUCUGUUCAUAAUUUUGACGUAAAUUACCGCAUUUAGAACCGCGGGCAGCCGCGGCAGGCAGGCACUUGCUCACAUUAUUUAUGAGUCGCCUUUCGUUGGGGAUCUCCAUCCGCUGCCUCUGGAUUUCCCGCUCAAUCGCUCUCUUUGUGUCUAUCGCCGCCUUCUGGGAGGUUUUCCCUCGAAAUAGUUUUCCUCAGUUGAAUUUUGGCGCCCGCGUGGAUCAGUCGUGCAGCCGGAGGGAAAAUCGUGCGUCUGGACUUUGGAAAAUGUGCCGUGCAAAGGCGUGGGUUUAUUUUUAGCCAACGUGCUGAUAUUUCCACACUCCCAGUGCUCCAAAUUAGACCGACGAUCGACAACUGCCAAAUUAAUUGCACAUGAAAGGCAUCGUUUGCCUGUGUGGCUUCAGGGAAGAGUUCCAGAUAGCUCCAGCAUCCGUGGAAUCUGUUAUAUAACGAAGGAACGAUUAACGAUAAUGCCCAGUAAAUUUCAGAGGAAAAGCUCCCCAGCAGCAGGUGGAGGAGGUGUAGCAGUGGGAGGGGCAUCCUCCGUUUCCUCCACGCCCAGCAAUCAGCCGAGGAAGCGGGUAAAGCGAUGCUGCCGGAACUUCGUCACCUUUAUGUGCACACAGGUGGGCGUGGGUGCCCUCAUUGUGUUCUACGCCAUCUGCGGCGCCUUCGCAUUUAUGCACAUAGAGCGGCAGUUCGUGGACGAGACCGCCGGCCAUGUGAUUGAGCUGCGCCAGAACUGCUCUCAACAGUUGUGGAGCAUCACGGAGCAGCACAACAUCGUCGAUCGCCUACGCUGGACGGAGGCGACGAAUGCCGUUCUGCGUGACUACCAGAUCAAGAUAGCCGGAGUCGUCAAGCACGGCUAUGUGGGCAGGAGUCCUGAGCAGAUCUGGAGCUUUCCGGCCGCCUUGAUGUUCUGCCUCUCGGUGAUAACCAUGAUCGGUUACGGGAAUAUGGUACCGCGAACACCGUGGGGCAAGGGAUUAACAGUGAUCUAUGCCACCUUCGGGAUACCCUUGUACAUUUUGUACUUUCUGAGCAUGGGACGAGUGCUGGCGCGCUCCUUCAAGUUCCUCUACCGCUCCAUGCACGACUGCACCCAGGAGCAUCCCGGCCUGGAUCGCCUGGACGCCCUCGAGGGUGGCGUUAACCUGCCCCGCAAGAAGGUUAUUGUGCCCUCAACCGCCUGUCUGUGGGUGAUAUUCUUCUACGUACUCACCGGCACCGUCAUGUUCGCCAACUGGGAGAAGUGGAGCUUCCUGAACAGCUUCUACUUCUGCAUGACGUCGCUGUGCAAGAUUGGUUUCGGUGACUUUGUCCCGGGCGCCUCGCUGACCACAGCGGCCGAUGUGAAUGCUGCCACUCACAAGCUGCAGGAGGACAUAGGCGCUGAUCCGGAUGAGCUGGCCCAGCUGCAGUCCGUGGCCGCUGAUCAGCACUCAAAGCUGGCCAUUAAUUUCGUGUACAUGCUGCUGGGUAUGGGCCUGGUGGCCAUGUGCCGCAACCUGAUGCGCGAGGAGGUCCGGAUGAAGAUGCGGGAGAUGAGAGAGGACGCUAAGCUAUGCAUGGAGGACACGCGGCUGCGUUUCGUGGGUUGCUGCGGGAAUCCCCGAGAGGCCUACGAGAAUGAUUACUAUUAGGAUGACCACGAAUGUUUAGGGUUAUAUUUCUGGUUAAACAAUCCGAAAUUCACUUAAAAUUUAUUAACUUGGCUAUCGAGACCUCUGUUUUUGGGCUUAGAAUAUGUAUAUUAUUUAGGAUAACUACGAAUUUAUUAAGGACAUGUUGUGUAUGAGUGAAAAGUGUGUUAACUGUGUGACUGACUAAAUCCCCAACGACAUCAAUAGUAAUCUCGAACG